CUCUGCUAUAGAUGCCUCCCAUUCCACCACCGCUCGGCCCAGCCUGGCUUCUCCUAUCCCGGCACUGGGGAGGUUACUAGGCCCGACCCUGCCAGAGCCGCGGCCAUGGACCCGGCGGAUCCGGCCUGCCCUGGCCCAGCUCAGCACCUGAUUUCGGCAAGGUGACCAUUCUGGCUGCGUGCGUGAGUGUGCCAGCCUGGGUGAGGAGGCAGAGACAGCCUGCCGGGGCUUCUCUCACUUAUCCCCAGGGCCUGAUGUCGGAGGCCAUGGACCAGUCGGCCGGGAGCCCUGGAAACCUGAACCCAGGAGAAGGUGGUGAUGGCAGCACGGAGCCGGGCACCUGCCAGGAACUCCUGCACCGGCUGCGGGAGCUGGAGGCAGAGAACUCAGCACUCGCCCAAGCCAACGAAAAUCAGCGGGAGACCUACGAGCGCUGUCUGGACGAGGUUGCCAACCACGUGGUGCAGGCACUGCUAAACCAAAAGGACCUGCGAGAGGAGUGCAUCAAGCUGAAGAAGAGGGUGUUUGACCUGGAACGGCAGAACCAGAUGCUGAGCGCCCUGUUUCAGCAGAAGCUCCAGCUGACAGCAGGCUCCCUCCCUCAGAUCCCACUCGCCCCACUCCAGCCGCCUUCAGAGCCACCGGCCUCGCCCUCCCUGAGCUCCGCCGAGGGACCAGCCACCUCGCUGCCUCUGGGGCGCUGCGCUGGGCAGAGAGAGGUGUGUUGGGAGCAGCAACUGCGGUCAGGAGGCCCAGGACCCCCAGCCACACCACCCCCAGCGCUGGAUGCCCUCUCCCCAUUCCUUCGAAAGAAAGCGCAGAUCCUGGAGGUGCUGAGAGCCCUGGAAGAGACGGACCCCUUGCUUCUGUGCUCACCUGCUACCCCCUGGCAGCCUCCAGGCGAGGGUCCUGGCUCCCCGGAGCCCAUCAAUGGCGAGCUGUGUGGCCCGCCUCAGCCUGAACCUUCUCCCUGGGCCCCCUACCUGCUACUAGGUCCUGGUAGCCUGGGAGGCCUGCUGCACUGGGAGCGCCUCUUAGGGGGCCCAGGGGAGGAGGAGGGUGCUGGGCGGCCCUGGGGCCCUGGUAGGGGCUCCCCACAGGCCCAGGGCACUGGUUCUGGGCCGCCCUGUGUGCCAGGCAGUAGCUCUUCCUCCUCUUCUGAUGAGGCCGGUGACCCCAAUGAGGCCCCCAGCCCGGACACCCUGCUAGGGGCCCUGGCCCGCAAGCAGUUGAACCUGGGCCAGCUCCUUGAAGAUACAGAGUCUUACCUACAGGCCUUUUUGGCCGGGGCUGCUUGCCCUCUCAGCGGGGACCACCCGGGUCCCAGGCAGCCAUCCUCCCCAGACCAGGGGCCCCCACAACUGUCCAAGUCCAAAGGCCUCCCCAAGUCAGCUUGGGUUGGGGGUACCCCAGAGGCCCACAGGCCGGGCUUUGGUGCUACCUCAGAGGGCCAGGGGUCCCUCCCCUUCCUCAGCAUGUUCAUGGGUGCAGGGGACACCCCCCUGGGCUCACGGCCUGGCCACCCCCACUCUUCAUCUCAGGUGAAAAGCAAGCUCCAAAUUGGCCCCCCUUCUCCUGGGGAAGCCCAAGGACCCCUUCUGCCCUCUCCAGCUAGAGGUCUCAAGUUUCUAAAGCUGCCUCCAGCCUCAGAGAAGGUCCCCAGCCCAGGAGGCCCCCAGCUCAGCCCCCAGCUCCCCCGAAAUUCCCGAAUACCCUGUCGGAACAGUGGCUCAGACGGCAGCCCCUCCCCACUGCUGGCCCGCAGGGGUCUGGGCGGAGGAGAGCUGUCCCCAGAGGGGGCACAGGGCCUGCCCACCAGCCCUUCACCCUGCUCCACGACCCCUGACUCUGCACAGCUCAGACCUCCCCAGCCAGCCUUGUCCGCUACGCUUUCCCCAGGACCCACAGUGUCUCCUUGCUACGAGAACAUUCUGGACCUUUCCCGGAACACCUUUAGGGGGCCUUCCCCAGAGCCACCUCCAUCUCCUCUGCAGGUGCCCACCUACCCACAACUAACUCUGGAGGUGCCACGGGUCCCUGAGGUCCUCAGAAGCCCUGGCAUCCCCUCCAGCCCUUGCCACCCAGAAUCCUGCCCCUAUGAGGGCACCCAGGAGAAGAGUUCGGACAAGGCAGGCUCCGAGUCUCCCCAUCCUGGCCGCAGGGCCCCAGGCAGCUCGUCCAAGAAGCCCAGCCAGGGGGCAGGGCGGCGACCUGGGGAUCCUGGCUACACGCCUCUGCGAGACAGACUGGCAGCCCUGGGGAAACUGAAGACUGGCCCCGAGGGGCCUCAGGGCCCAGAAAAGAAUGGGGUGCCAGUCAGACCUGGCACUGAGAAGGCCCGGGGAGCAGGGAAGUCAGGGGAGAGCACUGGAGACACAGCACCCCCUGCUUCCAGGCCCCCUGAGCAGCCAGAAGCCAAGGGGGCCCUGCGGGGGGCAGUGGCCUUAGGCACAAGCAGCCUGAAGCAACAGGAAUCUGGGCUCCUGGGAGACCCCGGGGCCCGAGUCUACUCUUCCCACUCCAUGGGGGCCCGGGUGGACCUGGAGCCUGUCUCACCAAGGAGCUGCCUCACCAAAGUGGAGCUGGCCAAGAGCCGGCUGGCAGGGGCCCUGUGCCCCCAGGUACCCCGCACCCCUGCCAAAGUGCCAACCUCAGCCCCCAGCCUUGGCAAGCCCAAUAAGAGCCCCCACAGCAGCCCAACCAAGCUGCCUUCAAAGUCACCCACUAAGGUGGUGCCCCGACCUGUGGUCCCACCGGCCACCAAGGAGCCCCCCAAACCUGACAAGGGGAAGGGCCCACCCUGGGCAGACUGUGGCGGCACCGUGGCCCAGCCCAUGUCCCCAGCACCUGGCCCUGCCGACCCAGGCCCAGGCCCUGAGGGGCGGGCCCCACACUCGGCCAUUGAGGAGAAGGUGAUGAAGGGCAUCGAGGAGAAUAUGCUGCGGCUCCAGGGCCAGGAGCGGGCGCCCGGCACCGAGGCCAAGCAUCGGAACACCAGCAGCAUCGCCAGCUGGUUUGGCCUUAAGAAGAGCAAGCUGCCAGCAUUAAACCGCCGCACAGAGACCACCAAGGGCAAGGAAGGGGCCGGGGGCUCCCCGCUCCGGAAGGAGGUCAAGAUGGAAGCCCGGAAGCUGGAGGCUGAGAGUCUCAACAUCUCCAAGCUGAUGGCUAAGGCGGAAGACCUGCGCCGGGCGCUGGAGGAGGAAAAGGCCUACCUGAGCAGCAGGGCCCGGCCUCGGCCUGGGGGCCCAGCACCAGGGACCAGUGCAGGCCUGGGGCAGGGGCAGGGCCAGCUGGUUGGCAUGUACCAGGGUGCAGACACCUUCAUGCAGCAGCUUCUCAACAGGGUGGAUGGCAAGGAGCUGCCCCCCAAGAGCUGGCGGGAACCCAAACCUGAGUAUGGCGAUUUCCAGCCAGUGUCCUCUGACCCCAAGAACCCCUGGCCCGCCUGUGGGCCCCGAAAUGGCCUGGUGGGCCCUCUCCAGGGCUGCGGAAAACCUCCUGGGAAGCCAAGCAUCGAGCCAGGGAGGCGAGAAGAGAUGCCCUCCGAGGACAGUCUGGCCGAGCCAGUGACCACCUCACACUUCACAGCCUGUGGCUCUUUGACUCGAACCCUGGACAGUGGCAUUGGGACCUUCCCACCCCCAGACCACGGCAGCAGUGGGACCCCCAGCAAGAAUCUUCCGAAGACCAAGCCACCACGGCUGGAGCCCCCACCAGGGGUGCCCCCAGCUCGGCCCCCACCCCUUACCAAAGUCCCCCGCCGUGCCCACACACUGGAGCGUGAGGUGCCCGGCAUAGAGGAGCUGCUGGUGAGCGGGCGGCACCCCAGCAUGCCGGCCUUCCCUGCCCUGCUCACCGCUGCUCCAGGCCACCGGGGCCAUCAGACCUGUCCAGACGAUUCCUGCGAAGACCCAGGCCCACCCCCACCAGUCCAGCUGGCCAAGAACUGGACCUUUCCCAAUGCCAGGGCAGCCAGCGGUUCCUCUGACCCUUUCUUAUGCCCACCCCGACAACUGGAGGGCCUGCCCAGGACCCCCAUGGCCCUGCCCAUGGAUGGAAAGCGGAGCCUGGAGCCCAGCCGCCCUGCCCCUGCGCCCCAGGGCCCGGCGUUUGGGGGCAGCCGCACCCCCAGCACGUCGGACGUGGGCGAGGAAGGGAGAGUGGCCAGCGGGGGACCCCCGGGGCUGGAGACCUCUGAGUCUCUCAGCGACUCGCUCUACGACUCGCUGUCCUCUUGCGGGAGUCAGGGCUGAGUGGCAGCGGCAGCCACGCCCCGCGCUGGAGGCGGAGACCACGGAUUGGACGGCUCUCCUCAAGCCCCGCCCCGGGGCCCCGCCCUGAAGGGACCAAGGAGGCAGAUGAACCAGAAGGUGAAGGGGGUUCCCGGCACAGCCCACUGCCCGCCGCCGCCGCUGCUGUGGAGGAGAUGACCGCUCUCAGCUCAGGGAGAGACCCCACCCUUGGUCCUUUCUCUCACCCAGAGUACGGCUCUUCCUCUGAGGGACUGGGGGGUUCAAGGCCGCUGUGUCCCGGCCCCCACUCCCGCUUCAGGCUGAGCCAUCUUGUGGUGCUGGGCUUCCUGCCCACCGGUCGUGCCAUCUCCGCCCACCCUGGCGGCUCCCCUGCCUCAGCAGCCGCGUGCUGGUGGAGUUUAGGGGCGAGGGGUCACGUUGCCUUCUCUGUCUGCCCUGGUCCUCCCCGCUGUCUGGAUGGUGCUGCCCUCUCCUGCCCCGUAUCUUUGGGGCCCAUUUGUCUGUCUUCUUUUGUUGGUUGUUUUUAUAGAUAUAUAUAUAUAUUAAAGCGUCUGACCCAGCCCCCACCCUCCCAUCCCCACACUGCGGUUAAUUUAUCAGUUGUUAAAAACGCGGUUGCUCUGCUUCCAGCCUCUGCUUCUGCCGUAUCCCUAAUAAAACGUGGAGGACCCCCACCCCCACCCCGACCACAGACUCAGCUUGUUCUAUGGGAGGACUCAGGGAUGGAUAGGCCAGUAGAGACCUCGUGGGCUCCAGGGCGCAGGACUCCAGGGCUCUGCCUCGGGACCUCUUGUGAGACCGUUGAGUUUACCAGGGCUGCUGACUUGAGUCACUAAGGGUGGGGGAUCUGUUUAGACCUGGAAUGGUACCUAGCAGUGGGGAAAUUCCCCUGGCCCAGGGCUUUGUCAGGAGGAAGGCUGUGUUGCCCCUCAGAAAGGGAGGUGGAGAUGGUGGCUGUGGGCAUGCACUCAAACCCUGGACAUACCAGGUUGGGUGGGUAUAUAAACUAAGCUUCAGGGGCCCAGGGGUAAACAGAGGUAAGUGUCCACAGCCACCUGUGUCAUAAAGUGAGGCACGACUGGGCGUCUGACUUGCCGCCUUCUAGCCCCUCCUCAGCCUUUGCACUUGCCCCUAUUUCGCCCUCAGAUUUCAACCAGAAGUUCUCCUGCCUCUCAAAUUCUUCCUUUAAGAUGGGAAGGCCAGGAAUGAGGCUGUGUGGAAGGGUCUAGGCUUCUAGGAGUUAUUUCAGACUCUCCACAGGAUGUGAGAAGGCCAGGGGGUGGUUGUGGCCCUCCAGCCCUUGGAUUUCCUACUGCGCAUAGAGUUGGACCGUGACCUGAAGGUGACCCAGGUGGCCCCAGCCCAUCUCACAUUGGCCAGCCAGGCUGGGCCUCAGGAAGGCCUUUUCUACCCAGGUUGCAAGGUGUGGGAUGACUUGUUCAGAGCACCCACCUGCCGUAGUCAACACUCACUGCCUCCCCAUACCAUCUGUAGGCCACCUGGGCAUUGGGCAUGCUGAACAGCCUUGGCCUUGUGGGUGGAACUCUGGACAGUUCAUCAUGGAGGUAGGGGGCCAUAUAGUGAAUACACAGUCUGUGUUGGCACCCCAGGCUUGCCAGGCUUGCCAAGCCAAGGUCAGGAGUACCUGAACAGGGAGCAGUGCUGGGCCAAUUCACAGCUUAUUUCUACCACUGGAUGCUGCCAUGCACUCUGACCAGCCCAAGGAAGGCUGGGAGGGAGGGAGGAUGUCUGUGCCUCUCUUUAUACUAACUCCUUCCAGCAGUGUCUGUUCAGCCAUGAAUGGUCCAGAGAGCAGUGAAAGAACUCCCUGUUAAAUACCUACCAUAUUGCUAGCCUCCUGAUUUGUUUCACAGGGGAAGUUAUUAAGGCUCAAAUACAGUGAAUAGAUGAAUUCCCUGGUGGUCCAGUGGUUAAGACUCUGCGAUCCCAAUGCAGGGAGCACAGGUUCGAUCCUUGAUCAGGGAAAUAAGAUCCUGAAUGGCCUGUCCAAAAACAGACCAUUCAGUAGUUUUCCAAGGCUGAGAAGUGAUGGAUCUUGGCAGGAGUGAUUCCUUUUGGGUGUGUAACUUUGCUUUCUUCCGUCAGGACUUUAACCCCCUCCUCCCUUUUUAGUCUUGGAGCUCUCCUGAUGGGCAGAGCUGGAGGGCACUAGACUGGGAGUCAAGAGUCAGCCCUCAAGUCUGGUUCUGUGUGGAAUGUUACUUCUUGUCUCCAGGCCUUGGUUUUCCUUAUCUAUGGAAGAUUGGGAAGUUGGUUCAGACCAGCUUUCCUCUUAGCUUUCUGCUUUUCCCACCCAUCUCCCAAUCUGGCUGUUCUCCCUGCUGUUUCCCUUAGUGGAUGUCACCACUGAGGAAGUUAAAGCGACUUAGAGAAGCAUCAAGUCAGAUGUCUUUAUUUUCUUCAAAUGUCAGGAUCGCAUUUUCUUAUUUCCAUCUCUGACUUCCAGGUAUCCAUCCCACUCUCCCUUCUGCUUUUAUGGGCUUAAGGAUGUUAUUACCAAGCUGUUGAUCUCUACCUCUUGCCAGGCAGGCUCGGAGAAGUCUACAUCCUUCUCUACUUUUUAUUUCUUGGUUUCUUAAGCCCUUUUCUCUGUGUGAACCUGAUGGAUUACCUCAUUUCCUUGUUAGAAUUGUUCGCCUACAGGAUAUUUAUCCUAUUUCCUUUCUGAGAAGGAAUUUGGCAUGGUGGGUUUAAUUCUGGACUCCACCUCUGACAAGCUGAGAUCAAGGGUCCAUGCAGGUUUCUGUCACCAGAGUCUGCUCAUUCUGCUGCUGGGCUCUGUCCUGCAGUGUUUUCACAUGCAAGGUGAACUCUCGGGCCCGGGGACAAUGUGGGCCACCUGAGAAAAAGCUCACUGUCAGUCACCGGGACAGAGCAGCAUCAGCCACACCUAGUACCUGCAGCCAGCCCUUCCCUACCAGGCAGCUCCUCAUUCCUAAGUCCCCCAGUGUGCUGCUAAGGGCUGCCGGGCCCAGACAAGCCAUCUGUGGCCCACAUGACUGUGUAUGCCCUCCACACAGACAGAAUAUUCCAUCUGAAGUAAUUCUAUGGCAAGGGACACACAGUUGAGUUCGAGACUCUUCCAGGAAACAAAUUUCUCUUUGCCCUUGAAGAAAAGAUCUAUCUAAAAGACCACUUGAUCCUCACUAUGGCAGAAUACUUCAUAUCUUGAGUUUGUAACAUCUGCUUGCAGGAUUAAGAUGACCUCACUGUUUUCUCCGCGAACAAUGGGUGAACACUUGCCUUACCAUUGUAUAUGACCCUUUCUGCUGGAUUUCCCAAACAAAAGAAACCCAAACCACCAGACUCCUCUUGUCCCCCAUGAAUGGCAUCAGCAAAAAGCCAUGAAAAGACUCCAGAUUCCACCUUUCUGGGCACUCUGCUUCUUAUGAGAAAUGUCUCAAAACGUUAACUGAGAUUUUCUGUGGGUUGCCAAUGGUUUUUAUUUUCUUCUCUGCCCUUGUCUAGAUUUUCUACAAAUAGUAUGCUUUGUUUUCCUUAUCCAAAAAAAAAUUUAAUAAGAAACAACCAUUCUGUGCAACAAAUUCUAGGUAUAUAAUGCCAUUCUAUAGUCCUGAGUGAGUUAAUUCUAGCAUAUAAGUAAUUUUUUUUAAAGACAUGAAUUUAAAGUAAAUAUAGGUGAGUAUUUCUAUGAUCUUGAGGUAAGGAAAAUCUUUUUUAAAACCUUUUGUAAUCAUUAAAGACAUACAAAUUAGAAAAGUGCAUGUUCGGGAUUUCUCUGGUGGUCCAGUGGCUAAGAAUCCACCUUCCAAUGCAGGGGACAUGGGUUCAAUCCCUGGUCAGGGAACUAGGACCCCACAUGCUGCAGAGCAACUAAGACCACGCAUCUCAACUACUGAGCCUGCAGUCCCUCAACGAAAGAUCCUGCAUGCCACAACUAAGAUCCAUCACAGCCUAAUAAAAUACUUUUUUACGUGCAUGUUCAUGGUUUUAAAAAAUAAUUAAGGACUUCCCUGGCAAUCCAGUGGUUAAGACUCCAUGCUUCCACUGGAGGGGGUGUGAGAUUGAUCCCUGGUCAGGGAACUAAGAUCCUGCAUGCCAUAGGGUACAGCCAAAAAAAAUAAAAAUAAAUUUAAAAAAUCAAAAUUGAAUAGACUGUCAUGUAAGGAAGAGGAAGAGUCUCAUAUUCCAACUUCCAGUCUCACUGC
Molecule: messenger RNA, 8446 nt
Organism: Dama dama (fallow deer)
Lineage: Eukaryota; Metazoa; Chordata; Mammalia; Artiodactyla; Cervidae
Gene: NCKAP5L
Product: NCK associated protein 5 like
Exons: 14
Coding region: 255-4256 (1333 amino acids)
Biological process (GO): microtubule depolymerization; microtubule bundle formation
Cellular component (GO): microtubule plus-end
Source: RefSeq, a predicted model, not a curated record